GUUGCGGCUCCCAAACCCAUAGCGAACUUGCCUGGUCUGCGGAAUAAGGGAAACACCUGCUACGCCAAUGCGGCCCUCCAGCUCCUCUUUCACUGUCCCGACUUUCGAGAGGCCUUGCUGUCCCAAAGCAACACUUCGAUUUCGUCAACUCGUAAUGCAGACUCACUGCAGAGCGUUAAUGAACAAAAACCCUUUGGGGAGCUCCACAAGACCCUUUUAGAACUGUUUUACAUGCUUUCGAGUGGAAAGGCAGAGGUGGCCAGGGAUCCCUCAGCGGUUCUAACCCUCUCACGACCUCCCCACUUUGUACAUGGGGAGCCGCAGGACUCAGCGGAGUACCUCAAUCACCUGCUCGAUUGUCUCCAUGAGGAGGAAUUAAAGGCGGCGGCGUCGACUUCUUCAGACUUCAGGCCCUCCUCGUCAAUCGUUAGACGCUUAUUUGGAGGUACUUUAUCGCGGCGUACGAUUUGUGCUGCCUGUCAACACGUCUCAAGCGCCGAACUAGAAGACUUCAUUUGUCUUUUCCUUCCAAUGGACUCAGACCACUCGGUCGGCGCCGAUAGUUCACGUGACAGGGAUCCAGACCUCGCUUCGUUGGUGCGUGCACACUUUUCACGACCGGAGCAAGUCACUGAUGCUGGGGAUUGUGAGGUGUGUGGAAACAAAGGAAGUGGCACUCGGGAGCGUCGUCUCAGCAUCCGACACCUUUCACCCAACGUCCUCAUUUGUCUUAACCUUUUCACAUACGACCAUGCUACCCAAACCUGUCACAAAAUAAUGCAGCGUGUACGUAUCAACGAACAGCUUUCGGUGCAAAUUGCGCGCAAUCCAACCAUAGUUGGCAACCACAAACUUGCCGACGAGGAAGACGUAGCCAACGAAUUUGUACUCUUUCAACUUAGAGGGAUGAUCAUCCACCACGGCCUGUCUCUUGGCUGUGGUCAUUACACCUGUGUAACUCGUGUCGGUCCUCGGUGGGUUUCCUUUGACGACGGAACAAGCAAAUUCACCAGUCUGGACGCGGUGCAACGAGAACAGUUCGCAACGCCCUACCUCCUGCUCUAUAGUAGAGCAUUCUAA
Mesocestoides corti is the source of this 1080-nucleotide messenger RNA. The record is from the annotation of a GenBank genome assembly. Lineage: Eukaryota; Metazoa; Platyhelminthes; Cestoda; Cyclophyllidea; Mesocestoididae.